Messenger RNA from Aspergillus heteromorphus CBS 117.55, 3381 nucleotides. RefSeq lists its product as uncharacterized. Bases 114 to 2984 code for a protein of 956 amino acids. Gene Ontology annotation, molecular function: GTP binding; GTPase activity; translation elongation factor activity. The record is from RefSeq and is a predicted model, not a curated record. Gene Ontology annotation, biological process: translational elongation. NCBI's taxonomy places the organism in Eukaryota, Fungi, Ascomycota, Eurotiomycetes, Eurotiales, Aspergillaceae. The transcript has a single exon.
AUAUCUCGUUGGACUUUGUUAUACAAUUGCUUUCUAUCUUCCUCUGUACUCCAGGAAUCCUUGGAAUCCAUUCUAUAGCCCCCUGUCUUGUAACCAUCCAUCCCAUUCCCAUCAUGGCAUCCGUCUUCACCUACGACCCUGACCCCCCGCGCGUCUCGUCGCCCUGGUCCACCACCUCCGGGUCCUCCACCCCCCAGACUGCAGCAGCCACAACAUCCACCCCAACCGGGCGAAUGGUCCCGCGCAUCCGCUCCAACAUACACCUCGACCGCGCAGACACCGACGCAGACCACGACCAUCUCUCCGACUAUGGGAUUACCAAGCUAGACCCGGAGCCUCAGGAAGGCCCAACGGAAUACAAGCUCCAUCUCCUGCUACGUCGACGCCGUCCCUACGUCUCCAUGUCCACGAGCCAUCUCGUCGGAGGCUCGUAUCACUCCCGGGCCAGUGCCAGUGUCAGUGCCAGCGCCAGUCUGCCUACAGACUGUCCCACCCCGCCCGCCGCCAGCUACGACUCGACCUCACGCUCGCAACCCCCACAGCAACAGCAGCAGCAAUCCCGCUCCACCGAAUCCCGUCAGCAGCGCCUCGAACACCUCACCACCCAAUUACUCUGGCGUCUACAGCAAUCCUCCCCAUUCCACUCGUCCACAGCAGCGGCGAAUCUGAAUCUGGUGCUGCCGGUUCUUCCCGACGCGACAUCCCAGGCGCAGCUCGGCUCGACGCCACCGAAACCGCCCCGUUUGUUGCCUGGGUUGGAGGAGAGUCAGGGCGCGCUGUAUGAGGUCGGAGUCGCGGAUGAUGGUAUGUUUGUGGGGCUGACCCGGGAUGAGUUGGAAGAGAGUCUGGGGACGUUGAGGGUGAUGGCGGCGAGUCUGGGGUGUAAGGUGGAGGUGCUGAGGCGGGUGAUUGUGGGGGAGUGUGAGUGGGUGGGUGAGGAUGAGGGGGAGGUCAAGUCGGGGAGUCUGUGGGUGGCAGAAGCGUUGGUUAGUCCCGACUGGGAGUUCUAUCGCGUUGAGUCGCCGCGGAGGGUUAUGUCUGAGGGGGAGGGCGGUGGGAAGGCUGGAGGGGAAGGGUUGGUGAGUGGUUCUUCGGACACAGGACAGAUUCGCGUAUCGAUUGCGGGUCCGAGUGCGGCGGGGAAGUCGUCGCUUCUGGGGACGUUGACGUCGUCGGUGCUGGAUAAUGGGAGGGGGACUAGCCGUUUGGGCUUGCUGAAGCAUCGGCAUGAGAUCUCCUCCGGGGUCACGAGCUCCGUGGCCCAUGAACUGAUAGGGUAUGCGGCGGCGGAGGCGGCGGAGGAGGAGGACAGGGUCGAGGUCAUCAACUAUGCGUCUGGCAAUGUGGCCGCGUGGGAUGAUGUCCAUGCUGCGUCGGGCGGGGGGCGUCUUGCCUUCGUCUCUGAUCUGCCGGGGUCGGUGCGCUAUCUCAAGUCGACGUUGAGAGGGUUGAUCAGUUGGGCGCCGCAUUAUGUGUUUCUUUGCAUUCCGGCGACUUGUGGCGAGGGUCCGGCGGAGGCGGGCCAUGGCGCCGAGCAGCCCGCGGAUAUGAAGCUGGUGCUGUCACAACUGGAGCUGUGUACAAAGAUGGAUAUCCCGAUUGUGGUUGUCAUCACGAAGAUGGAUAUUGCGGGCUCGGGCUUGCGGAGUAGUCUUGGGAAGGUGCUGUCUGCUAUCAAGGCGUCCGGGAAGAAGCCGGAGAUGAUCGUGUCGACUGGUGCAGGAGGGAACAUUCAGCACGUGGAACCUAAGGACACGGACGAUGUGAGGAAGUUGGUGUCUAGGACACAAAACUGGGUCGAUAUCGUUCCGAUUGUCACCACAAGUGCGGUCAACGGGUCGGGUAUAGGGAAAUUGCACGCUCUUCUCCGGUACCUCCCGAUUCCUGUGAGACCGGCCCUGAGAGACGUCUCGCUGUCGAAGUCCCUCCCCGCAAGUCUACCUGAGAAUGUCUUCGACAUCGACGAGGUAUUCGCCAUCCCGCCAUCGAAAGUCUACUCGAUGUCUGCGGAGCAGCAGCAGAAGGAAAACCACGGCGUUGUCCUGUGUGGCCUCGUCCGCUACGGAGCCAUCUCCGCGGGAGACGAGCUUCUCGUCGGGCCUCUUUUCACGCACGACCACGGCACCCCCCACCGAAACAGGUCCGAAAGACGCUCCGACACCCAGCAAUCCAGCUCCUAUCGCAGCCGACCAACCUCAGGCGACUUCUCGGCCUCCCUCCCAGGCUCCCUCCCCGGAAAAGCCCACCUCCCCAUCCAAGCCCACUGGCAACGCGUGCGCGCCGUCAGCGUCCGCAACCUCCGCCUGCCCGUCCAAAAGCUCACCCAGGACCAAGUCGGCACCAUUGGAGUCGAGCCCCUGCCCACCACCCCGGACGGCGAGGCCCCCCGUCUCGGGAAAAUCCGCAAGGGAUCGAUCCUCAUCAAGCUCCCAACCCCGACCCCAACCCCAUCAUCCACCCUAUCAUCGACGCUGAAACCCCCUCCCUUCCACACCGGCUUCACCGCCACCUUCCCCGCCGGCGAAUUCGCCUCCCCUCUCUCCCCACCCGUGCUUCUCGGCGGCAACGCCAUCAUCUACGUCGCCAACGUCCGCACCACCGUGAAACUCACCUGCAUGGCGCUUGCCGACGAUGAGGUCGAUGUCAUUUCCCGUCCGCUGUCGCCAGUCGAACCGGACUUCUUCAGCUUCGACGGUGAUGCUCCGGCCCGUGAAGGUGAUCAGGAGCGGGGGCGCGAGCGAGAGGGCGUGCAGGAUGUGAUUCGUGCCGCGGGGAGUAACCCAGCGCAGGGGGAUAUUCGUAUCACGUUUGAGUUUGUCACCUCCGUCGAGUGGGUGGAGGUUGGAUCGCGGGUGUUGCUUAUGCCUGGGGCGUCGGUGGCGCUGGCCUCGACGUCCGGGAUAGCUUCGGGGGUGGCUUCGGGGUUGGAAGGGUUUGUGGGGAGGGUUUGUGAGGUUGUUUCUAGCGAGGGGGAGGUGUGUUGAGUUGAUAUGGUGUAAGGUUUUGCAUCAUCACACUUAUGUGGGUGCCUGAAUGCCUUUUUAGCCGAGUGGUUUGCUUCACUGAGUCACGGAGUAGAUCGGUGGUGGUUGAGGUUAGGAGGAGUGUUGUGGAUAUGGUUUUUUAAUGAGAGGGUUUUAAUUGGUGCUGUUAGUUGGACUGUGUUGAAUUAGUGGCUGUGAAUAGGUGGUAUUAUAGUUUGUGUUCAUACUAAAGGCAAUCAAUGAGGCCGUCAAGGCAUCCACCGCAGAUCGUCCAGUGACUUUAAAGUACGUGCGCUAGGCCUAGUCCGGCCUAGCGGGGCUCAUGACCGGGACAGCAAGUGGAUGGCCAGUCCCACUAGAGCUGACCUCCCAUCCAUCAUCUUCCUCCUGUCCUCAA